GCCAAGCUUGCUAACGAAGAGCUGUGCUGUGAUGGGAGCGUCAAGGUAUGGAGACGACGGGAAGGGAGGAAGGAAGCAGAGCAAAACAGAGGAAGCCGGAGCAGGGGACAUGAGAGUCCAGAGAUGACAGUCGACGAGCUCACUACGCAAGGGCGAAUCCAGAGUCCAGACUGAGACUGCGGUUCUUCCCCCGCGGAGGCCAGACCUUGCCUUCCGUCCCCGCCGUUUGAUCAUUCGCUGCCACGCGAGGACACUACGGUUUCAGCCCGAUGUUCUUCCCUCGUGUGGCCAAUCCGCCAGCCUCGCAAAAUGAUUCCCCCUUCCUUGUUGGAUAUUUUUUACACCUCAAAGUCCAGAGCUCUGGAAACUUCCUGACCUCUCGUCGUGAUUACAGAUUUUCCCGUCGAGACAAAUCGGGCACAACAACCGCCUUUCUCGAAUCCAAUCCUCCUAUAAAUGGCGCGGUGGAAAAGCAGCUUCAUGUCCGUCGCUGAAUUGGCGCAUACGGGAAACAUCCUCGGUCGCAGCUCCCCUCGCGUCGAUCCAUCCGACCCGCGGCGCGAUUCCGACUCCCCCCCGGCGUCAAUCCAUCCGAUCCGCCCCGCUCAUCCCCCUGCUCGGCCGAUGGAGCUUGUGCAGGCGGCGGCGGAGGACUGCGCCGCGGCCAACGGCGGCGCCGACGUCCACCACGAGGUCCCCGCCGUCCUUCACGCGGGGCCCCUGGCCUGGUGGCUGCGGCUCGGCUACUUCUUCGUGGCCGCGCCGGUGACGGCCGCCUGCGCCGGCCUCCUCGACGGGCCCUGGGCGGCCGCCUCCGCCUACGCGGUCCUGCUGCUCGGCGUCGCCUCCACCUGGCGCGCGAUGCUCCCGCCUCCACUUCCGGACCACGUGCGGGCGAACCGGGCCCGCGCUGCGGUCGAAGACGGCCACGGCCACGGCAACUGCCGCGAGGUCGCCUCCCCAGCCCCAGAAGCGGCGAUGGCGUGGUGCGGGUACGUCCUCGUGGCCGCGCCGGCGAUUGGGAGCUCCUUCGGCCUCGCGGACACGCCGGCCGCGGCCCUCGUCGCCUACGCGCUCCUUUUGCUCGGCGCCGCCUUCAUCGGCGUCGCCAUGCUCCCGCUCCGACCGAUGGAGCGUUUGCUGCGGGAGGAGGACAACGGCGCAGUGGGGAAUGGCAACCGGCAAGGCAUCAUCCCGCGCGCGAGGGGCAUGGAUUGGACCGGCUACUUCUUCGUGGCCGCGCCGGUGCUGGCCAGCUGUGCUGGCUUCGUCGACGGGCUGCCGGCGGCCUUGUUCUCCUACGCUCUGCUGCUGCUCGGCGUCGCCCUUAUCAUCAUCGCCAUGCUUGCGAUGGCAAAGCCCCACAUGGACUAACCGGAGCAGAUCCAGAGCCCACAACUACCUAAUUUCAGAUAUUGGGAUGGUAUUUCAGAUGAUCUGGAAGUCUGGAAGAAUAUGAUUACGUGGCUACCAUUGUACAAGCAUGAUAUGAGGGGGAUGGAGGCAUGGUGUGGCUACUUGAAAGAAUAGAUCAAGGAGACAAUGGAGAUUGAUAGUGGAAUGAAAAAGUAGGGGGCUGCGGUAUUUGGGUUUUUGGUGUUUUUAGAUGUUCGUAAAGUUUAUAGUGGAAUGAAAAAGCUGGAGGAUUUUCAACGUUGGAAUUCAUAUUCCUGUGUUUAGCUGGAGAGUAGUUGGCUUUUCAAUAUUUGAGUGUAGUUUUUAUUUUGAACAUGAGUAUAUAUAGCUUAACUUGAGUAACCA
Messenger RNA from Panicum virgatum (switchgrass), 1761 nucleotides. RefSeq lists its product as uncharacterized. The transcript has 2 exons. The record is from RefSeq and is a predicted model, not a curated record. Lineage: Eukaryota; Viridiplantae; Streptophyta; Magnoliopsida; Poales; Poaceae. The coding region runs from base 457 to 1374 and encodes 305 amino acids.